CCUGAAGCUGUGGUGGGAGGAGGUGAAGGGGGAAAGAAGAGGAGACACAGCGAGGGCUGCAAGAGUGGCCGGUGCUCGCCAUGGGCCCUCUGCAGCUCUGGCUGCUGCUGCUCCUGCUGAGCAGCGAUGUUCUCGCUCAAGAAGAGGGGCCUGAGAACGGAAGUCCCAGCUGCUCAAAAGAGGCAACCAGAUUUAAGCACCUCAGAAAAUACGUUUACACCUAUGAAGCAGAAACCGCAAGUGGAGUGUCCGGAACAGCAGAUUCACGAACUGGCUCCAAAAUGAACUGCAAGGUGGAACUGGAGGUCCCACAGCUGUGCAGCUUUAUCCUGAAGACAAGCCAGUGCACCCUGCGGGAGGUAUUUGGUACGGAUGCUGAGGGAAAGGCUAUGCUGAAAAAAUCUAAGAACUCAGAUGACUUUGCCAGUGCUAUGUCCCAGCAUGAGCUGAAAUUUAACAUGCAGGAUGGGACAAAAGUCCAGCUCUACCCUGAGAAGCACGAGUCUGUGAAUAUUCUUAACAUCAAGAGGGGGAUCAUUUCAGCUCUUCUGGUGCCAAUGGAAACAGAAGACAAAACCAAAAUUGUUCCCAUGGAUACUGUCUAUGGAAAAUGUGACACUGAAGUUGAAGUCAGGACCAGAAAAGGAAGCAUAGCAACAGAUAUUUCAAUGAACAGAAACCUGAAAACCUGUGAUAACUUCAAUCCUGUUAGAGAACAUGUCAGCCCAAUUGCCCUUAUAAAGGGACUGGAUAGUCCCUUGUCAACCCUGAUCAAGAGCACUCAGUACUGUCAGUACUCUAUUGAUACCAAGAGACGGCACGUGUCUGAAGUGGUGUGUAGUGAAAAACACCUGUUCCUGCCUUCCUCGUACAAAAAUCGGUAUGGAAUAAUGACACAAGUUACACAGACACUGAAGCUCGAAGACACCCCAAAGAGCAACAGCAGAACCUUUGAUGAAGCUGCACUGGAAAAGAGAGGACUUUCACUUGAAAAUUCGAAUGCUAAAUCUUCAAAGUUUGGAGAUUCUGUUCUGAAAACCCUUGAGGAACUACAGAAGCUAUCCUCUUCCCAGAACAACCAGCAGAGACCAAGGCUCUUUUACAGAUUUGUAUCCGGUCUUAGAAGCUUACACAAUGACACGCUUGGUUCUCUUGUUCCAAAGAUGAUUGAAACUUCCAGUUCUAUCACGAUACAGGCUCUGACUCAGUGCGGUACCCUAGAGUGCUACAGUGCCAUCCUACAGAUACUGCGAAGUGGCCACGUCAGUCCUCUUGUAGCAGACAUAGUUACAUACACACUUGGAUUGGUGCCUUCUCCAUGUCCGAAAAGACUACGGGAAAUUCUUAACAUGGCCCAGCAUCUGCGAAGUCGAGCUUCUUUUUAUGCCUUAAGCCACACUGUUAAUGGAUUCUACAGAGAGAGGAAUAUUAUAACAGAAGAAGUGAAGGAUGUUGCAAAAUUCAUGGAAUCACUGCUUGGCAAUGAGUGCUCUGGAGAUAAUGAACUAGCCUACCUCACACUAAGGGCUAUAGGAAACAUGGGCAGUGUACUGGAAGAAGCUCAUCCGAGUCUGAAAUCUGCUGUUAGGACCUGCAUCCAAAGUGAAGCUGCAACACUUUCAGUUCAGAAAUCAGCCAUCCAGGCCUUGCGGAAAAUGACUCUUACUGAAGAGGACCGUGCAGUGCUGCUUACAAUUUUCCAAGAAGCUGAUGCUCCAGUUGAAAAACGUCUGGCAGCCUAUCUCAUGAUCAUGAAAAAUCCUUCCCAGUCUGAUCUUGUUAAAAUUGUGAAAACUGUCUCAAAGGACAAGAAUGAACAAGUGAAAAGUUUUGUCAGCUCACACAUUACCAACAUUUUGGACUCUGAAGAAAUAGGCAUUGAAUUCCUGAAAAACAAAUUACAAGAAGCUUUUAAAGGAUUCCAGAUUCCAACAGCCAGGGAUUUCAAAAAGUUCUCACGGAAUUAUCAGAUUUCCAAAAAUGUGUCUCUGCCAGGAAAUAACUCUUUCUCCGCCAGAGUGGAAGGGAACCUCUUAUUUGAGCCAAACAAUGCUGUUCCUAAAGAAACCAUGUUAAAAACUACUUUGCAAGUGUAUGGGUUUAGUCCAAUGGAUAUCUUUGAGAUCGGCUUGGAUGGAAAGAACUUUGAGCCAACACUAGAAGCACUGUUUGGACAACAAGGGUUUUUCCCUGACAGCACCAGCAAGGCUUUGUAUUGGAUCGAUGGCCGAGUUCCAGAGCAGGUUUCCAAAAUGCUCUUUGAUUAUUUUGGUUACUCCAGGAAAAACGUACAGGAACAGGAGCUGAUGACUGGACUAACACGUAAUCUUGAAAAACUGAUAAAAGAAGUGGGAAACAAAGACUUCCCUGAAGCUAGAGCUUACCUCCAAAUACUUGGAGAAGAACUAGGGUACAUGAAACUCAAUGAUUUCAAGCUUCUUGGUAAUAUGCUUUUAAAGACCAUUAAAACUCUGCUGAGCAUUCCAGAAAAGAUUGUGCAAGCCAUCUCAAAAGGCACCGAGGCAGAUUUAUUUGUUCACUACAUGUUUAUGGACAAUGAAUUUGAGCUACCAACUGGAGCAGGAUUUCAACUCCAGGUUGCUCUAUCUGGAAUUAUGACCCCUGGAGCCAAAGCCGGGAUGAAGAUGCACCAAAAGCACAUGCAUGCAGAGCUGAUUGCUAAACCCUCAGUGGGAAUUGAAUUUAUUAGUCAUGUGGGAAUAAACAUCCCAGUGUUUGCUAGAAGUGGUGUGCAGAUGAACUCCAUUAUCUACCAUGAGUCUGGAUUUGAAGCCCAUAUUGGCAUGAAAGAUAGACAGUUAAAAUUCAGCAUCCCUGCUCCAAAGACUCCAACCAAGCUAUUCAGUAUCAGUAACACAUUACAUUUGGUUUCACCAACCAAAACUGAAGUAAUUCCACCUCUGAUUGAGAACAGAGAGUCAUGGACAUCUUGCAAACCUCUCUUCACUGGUCUAAAUUACUGUACCAAGGUAGAAUACUCUAAUUCCAGUACCACAGAGGCAGCACCGUACUAUCCACUGACUGGAGAAACCAG
Alligator sinensis (Chinese alligator) is the source of this 3055-nucleotide messenger RNA. Its product is annotated as apolipoprotein B-100-like. The transcript is spliced from 19 exons. Gene Ontology annotation, molecular function: cholesterol transfer activity; low-density lipoprotein particle receptor binding. The record is from RefSeq and is a predicted model, not a curated record. The annotation marks the transcript as partial. Gene Ontology annotation, biological process: lipoprotein transport; cholesterol transport; triglyceride mobilization. Lineage: Eukaryota; Metazoa; Chordata; Crocodylia; Alligatoridae. Gene Ontology annotation, cellular component: mature chylomicron; very-low-density lipoprotein particle; low-density lipoprotein particle.